AUGGAAGCUGUUAGCCUGAAUGUCAUUAUGCAGCCAGAAUACCUACUGCCCCAUGGCGAGCGCCAGCUCUUUUGCCUGGCUAGAGCUAUGCUGCGAUCUUCUAAAGUUCUCGUCAUUGAUGAAGCGACAGCGAGCGUUGAUUUGCGGACUGAUCAACUCAUCCAGAACCUUAUAUGUGAGCAUUUCAAGGACUGUACUAUAAUCGCCGUAGCCCAUAGGCUACAGAAUAUCAGGCAUUAUGACAAGAUUGUGGUAUUUGAGAAUGGGAAGAUUGUGGAGUAUGGGGAGCCGGGUGUGUUACUGACUGAUGAAGGCGGCAGGUUCAAGGCAUUGUGGGAUUCUUGA
Cadophora gregata is the source of this 345-nucleotide messenger RNA. RefSeq names its product ATP-binding cassette sub- C member 11 (gene ABCC11). The transcript has a single exon. NCBI's taxonomy places the organism in Eukaryota, Fungi, Ascomycota, Leotiomycetes, Helotiales, Ploettnerulaceae. Gene Ontology annotation, biological process: transmembrane transport. Bases 1 to 345 code for a protein of 114 amino acids. The record is from RefSeq and is a predicted model, not a curated record. Gene Ontology annotation, molecular function: ATPase-coupled transmembrane transporter activity. Gene Ontology annotation, cellular component: membrane.